Molecule: messenger RNA, 406 nt
Organism: Striga hermonthica
Lineage: Eukaryota; Viridiplantae; Streptophyta; Magnoliopsida; Lamiales; Orobanchaceae
Source: the annotation of a GenBank genome assembly
AAGGGUCACAAUCCUCUUCGAUUUCUGGCGAACCGAUUCCUGGCCGACCUACUUUCUCUCUCUCCUCGCCUGCUUCCUCAUCUCCGCCUUCUACCAGUACCUGGAGGACCGCCGCCUCCGCCUCAAGGCCUCCUCAGCGUCCAAUUACGCCGCGCCUCCCUCCGCCGCCGCCCCCCUGCUCGGAUCGAGGAAAGCGGGCGGGGAUCGGGGUUGGAGCACGCGGCGGUUCGCGGUGGCGAUCUGGUUCGGGGUGAACUCGGCGGUCGGAUACAUGCUGAUGCUGGCGGUGAUGUCGUUCAACGGCGGCGUUCUGAUCGCGGUGGCGGCGGGGCUGGCUGCGGGGUACCUGAUCUUCAGGGGCGAGGAGGAUCUGACGGCGGUUGAGAAUCCGUGCGCCUGUGCUUGA